GUAUCCGUUACUCCAUGGAUGUAAAUCGUGAUGAAGUCAAAGCCUUAGCUGCACUAAUGACCUUCAAAUGCGCCUGUGUCGAUGUUCCAUUCGGUGGUGGUAAAGCGGGAAUCAGAAUCAACCCCAAGGAGUAUUCCGAUAACGAAAUGGAGAAAAUUACACGUCGGUUCGCUCUCGAGUUAGCAAAGAAGGGAUUCAUGGGACCCGGAAUUGAUGUACCGGCACCCGAUGUUGGAACGGGUGAAAGAGAAAUGUCGUGGAUUGCGGAUACUUUUUCGAAGACCGUCGGCUACCAAGACAUUAACGCGCAUGCGUGUGUCACCGGAAAGCCCAUUAAUCAAGGUGGCAUUCACGGAAGAGUAUCGGCGACGGGACGAGGAGUUUUCCACGGUCUCAAUAAUUUCGUCAACGAACCCAGUUUCAUGCAAAUGAUUGGUCUCGACACGGGAAUUAAGGGAAAAACUUUCAUUGUACAAGGUUUCGGUAAUGUAGGUCUACACACCAUGCGAUACUUGCACCGUGCCGGAGGCAAAUGUAUUGGAAUAAUUGAAUAUGACGGUUCCAUAUUUAAUCCUAAUGGCAUUGAUCCUAAGGAACUGGAAGAAUACCGCAUUUCUAAAGGAACAGUUAAUGGUUUUCCUGGAGCUAAGGCAUAUCAAGGGGAAGGUCUUCUGUAUGAGCCCUGUGAUAUCUUAGUGCCCGCUGCUGUAGAGAAAGUUAUCAACAAAGAGAAUGCUCAUAAAAUUAAAGCAAAAAUUAUUGCCGAAGCUGCCAAUGGUCCAACAACCCCGGCUGCAGAUAAAAUUUUAAUAGAUAAUAAUAUUCUGGUCAUUCCUGAUUUGUACAUAAACGCAGGUGGUGUGACGGUCUCAUUCUUUGAAUGGUUGAAAAACUUAAACCACGUCUCUUACGGCAGACUUACCUUUAAAUAUGAACGCGAAUCCAACCACCAUCUUUUAGCUUCUGUGCAAGAAUCGUUAGUCCGUCACUUCGGCAAGGACUUCAGCAACGUGCAAGUGACACCAUCUGAAGCUUUCCAAAAACGUAUCUCGGGCGCAUCUGAGAAGGAUAUCGUACACUCCGGUCUUGAUUACACCAUGGAACGUUCGGCAAAGGCCAUCAUGAAAACUGCCCAGAAAUUCAACUUAGGUCUCGACAUCAGAACAGCCGCUUACAUCAACUCCAUUGAAAAGAUAUUCACAACAUAUUCCGAAGCCGGACUCACAUUCUAAUAAGAGAAAUGAAGUUCGAUAACCAGUAUUUGUAUGUCGUCAAGUUUCAAUACAGUCCCGGUUUUGUUGUUUUAACCUUUUUAUAAAUAAUUCAGAUCAUGUUAUUGUAUUGGUACAUUUAAUAAAUUUAACUUUCACGUUUA
Molecule: messenger RNA, 1375 nt
Organism: Photinus pyralis (common eastern firefly)
Lineage: Eukaryota; Metazoa; Arthropoda; Insecta; Coleoptera; Lampyridae
Gene: Gdh
Product: glutamate dehydrogenase, mitochondrial
Biological process (GO): L-glutamate catabolic process
Cellular component (GO): mitochondrion
Molecular function (GO): L-glutamate dehydrogenase (NAD+) activity
Source: RefSeq, a predicted model, not a curated record